This is a messenger RNA of Cercocebus atys (sooty mangabey), 5183 nucleotides long. It is a transcript of the gene SIX3, whose product is annotated as SIX homeobox 3. The record is from RefSeq and is a predicted model, not a curated record. Gene Ontology annotation, cellular component: transcription regulator complex; nucleus. NCBI's taxonomy places the organism in Eukaryota, Metazoa, Chordata, Mammalia, Primates, Cercopithecidae. Gene Ontology annotation, biological process: eye development; brain development; regulation of transcription by RNA polymerase II. Bases 2819 to 3877 code for a protein of 352 amino acids. Gene Ontology annotation, molecular function: DNA-binding transcription factor activity, RNA polymerase II-specific; RNA polymerase II cis-regulatory region sequence-specific DNA binding. The transcript is spliced from 3 exons.
GCUCAGAAGAUGUGCUCAAAAGAGAGAAAGUUGAGAAGGGAGGUGAAGUGGAAGUGAGGGCACCCCUGCUCCCAGGGAGGCUGCCUCUGCUGCAGGAAACCCGGAGGUGGCCACUAGAACUGGUUAGGCCAAGGGAGCUCACAGUAAAAACAAGCCUAUGUAGAGUAGUUUCUCAGGCCUUGCCCAAGAGCCACUCUGGAAACCCCUCUCUGCAACCCCCCACCUCUGCCCUGGACACGGUGCUUAGCCAGAGACCGGACAGCAGGGGGUGAGGACUUCCCAAUAUAUCACACACAAAAAAAUUAAAAUGAACUAUGUAAUUUGGUUGACUCUUAAGUGUGUUCUUUUGCAAAUGUAUUUGACAUACAUGGUACUGGGGUGGAGAUGGGGGCAGGAGGGUGUGGAUCCGUGUGAAUGAUCAAGUUUAGGAUAAGAAGGGUGAAAGGGGCAAAAUAAGGGCCCUUCAGCUUCUCAGGGCAUGGUUAGAGCUAAAUGUUCCUAUUAAGAAUUAUGAAUCUCCCAGCAGUGAGUGAGAACUUGUAUGCGGUCCACCCAAAUCCUUUUUCAGAAUGCAAACCCCUAGGUCAAAAAUAAUAAAUAAACAAUAAAAACAAUCUCGGUCAAAAUGAAUCUUUCCUGGAUUGUCCUUUUCUGGAUAUCUCCAACAGAGCUGAGAGGAAGGCUAAAAGGUUGGCUCCGGGUGGAUAAGGCCUUGGUUCUUUCUAGUGGCCAGGACUUGACCUGAAACCUUUCCCCCAGUCGGCUCAACAAAGUUUCUCCCUCCGAGCCAACGUCCCUCUAGCAGGAAGCCCCCUUGGCCUUGCAGCCUGCGUCCUCAUUCUGCGAACUCUCCCCGUUCGCGGCUUCCUGUACAUCUGCCCUUGUGGUUGGGGUCACUCCUCGCGGGCACUGUGGUUUUUGUCUGCAUCUGGACAACUGGGUGUGCACCCGUUCAUUCAAAUAAUUAUGCCUGUGGACACUUCUUUAUUCCUCAAAUUCCUCUAUUAGUGUUCCUUUAAUUCUCCCAUGUGUAUUCGGGUACAAUUGCCUGUACGUUCCAGGCAUAGUCAGGUGACUCAGCUUGAGUAUGAGCUCAAACGUGCGCGACCCCAUGUCUGCAUGGGGAGGAGAGGUGUACACGUGCAAAUGCGGGACUUUGGGUGGAGUGUGAGGUUGAUACGGCUUUCGGUCCCAGGGCGCUCUAGGCCCCUCUUAAAUACUUUCAUCUGCCCAAUUUCUUAACCUUUCAGGACAAGGAGGGAGACCCUCCGCGAUCCUGCGCCCUGCCACCCUUUGGGAAGGAUAGGACCAUCAUCUAGGACGUCUCCCGGUGGACUGUGGCUGGGCUGGGCUGAAUGGGCGGGCGGAGGUCUCGAGGUCUCCUCCUUGCUCUCGAUUGCCCCCAUCACCCAAGCCACCUCGAGGUCGAGUGCGCCCUGGGGCUCUGUCUGGGGAGGUCAUGGCGUCUCGAGGCGAAUGAUAUGCACGUUUUGCGGCAAAACUCUCCUAGGCCUCCCAGGAGCAGCUGUAUUUGUAACUUGGAAUUGGCCUGGGCCCGCCUCCCUUGGCCCCUCCUCCAGCCCCUACCUCAACACGCAGCGCUCAGCGGGCUGCCAGAGUGCGCUUCCCGGACCACCCCCAAGCACCCUGGGACCUCACCACCCCUCAGGGUCCCUGGGGCAUCCUAGGGGCCUGGAUCUGGAAGAAUGGGGGCCAACAAGAGUGGCCAGGGCUCUCCUGGGGGCGGUUUUGCCAUGUAUUCCUCCGCUAUAAUUAGCCUUUCGGGGCCGCGCGCCUACAGGUUUCAGAGGCCAGCGGGAACGCUGGCCACGGGUGUGUGGGGGUGAGGGGUGUGGUGUGUGUGCACGUGUUCGCGCGCGACUGGAAGCGGUUCCUUGUGCCAUUUCUAGAAUCUUGUAGAUGUGUUUUCUCGUGAGAAUGAUGCGGACUUACUGCUAACUUCAGGUCAGUUUGUUUGGAAAGGGAGAAUGUCAGUCCGAUGGUCGGUGGUUGUGUCUCUCAUGAGCAUUCGUACGUACAGAGUGAGGCCACCUCCCCUCCCCCAUGCAGUCUCCCAGACCUGGUCAGAGGACCCAGGCCCCAGGUCGCUGAGGCCCUUGCUGUGCGCGCUGGUGCUCUGAUCCUAAAGCCUAAGCUACGCCGUGCCCACUUAGGGUCAGGGUGGAAAGCCUACGUGGGAAAGGGGGACCUGGAGAGCUACCCCCACGUCCAUGGCAGGGUGGAGUCCCGACCUUGGCAUAUUGGGCCUACCCACUUGGCAUCUCCCUGCCCCGACCCCGUCUGGGAUCCGUAUUGGCAGUGCCAAGGGAGGGAGGAAUGGUAAGGGAGUUGGGUCGGUACAGGACGGAAGUGAAGAUGGAAAGAGAGAAAAAAUAAAACUAGGUAGGGACAAGGAGAUGGGUGAGGCUAGGUUAGGGGUGGAGUUGGUGCUGCCUCGGAGAGCAGCGGCUUUUCACCCUGCUAUAGGGAGUUGUGUUUGGCUGAGCUGCCCCCCCCCAAUAAAGCUAAUGAUGUAGUAAUUUAGGAGGGGGAGAGGGGCUGGGCAAAAGGAGAGAGGGGAGAGGAUGGGGAAAUGCGCGCCCCAAGAGCGAAAGCAAACAGCUGUGGAGGCGCUGCCCGCGACUCAGGCUUCCCAACAGGUUAGCUAUACUGGGAUCCACCCGGCAUUUCGCAGGAAGGGGUGGGGGGAAGACAGAGCGAGAGGGGGAGAGAGCCUCACAAGAGGACAGAGGGAGGGAGGGAAAGAGAGCUGGGAGCCAGAGAGCGCACCGCGCGGCUUAAAAGGAGAGACUUACUAAUGAAUAUUUAUCCGCCGCUGCUCGGUGCUCCCGGCUUCCCUUACCUUUCUGCAGGUCAGUCCAUGGUAUUCCGCUCCCCCCUAGACCUCUAUUCCUCCCACUUCUUGUUGCCAAACUUCGCCGAUUCUCACCACCGCUCCAUACUUCUGGCGAGUAGCGGCGGCGGGAACGGUGCGGGAGGCGGCGGCGGCGCGGGAGGCGGCAGCGGCGGAGGGAACGGUGCGGGAGGCGGCGGUGCUGGCGGAGCAGGCGGCGGCGGCGGCGGCUCCAGGGCCCCCCCGGAAGAGUUGUCCAUGUUCCAGCUGCCCACCCUCAACUUCUCGCCGGAGCAGGUGGCCAGCGUCUGUGAGACGCUGGAGGAGACGGGCGACAUCGAGCGGCUGGGCCGCUUCCUCUGGUCGCUGCCCGUGGCCCCCGGGGCGUGCGAGGCCAUCAACAAACACGAGUCGAUCCUGCGCGCGCGCGCCGUGGUCGCCUUCCACACGGGCAACUUCCGAGACCUCUACCACAUCCUCGAGAACCACAAGUUCACCAAGGAGUCUCACGGCAAGCUGCAGGCCAUGUGGCUCGAGGCGCACUACCAGGAGGCCGAGAAGCUGCGCGGCCGCCCACUCGGCCCGGUGGACAAGUACCGCGUGCGCAAGAAGUUCCCGCUGCCACGCACCAUCUGGGACGGCGAGCAGAAGACGCAUUGCUUCAAGGAGCGGACUCGGAGCCUGCUGCGGGAGUGGUACCUGCAGGACCCCUACCCCAACCCCAGCAAGAAACGCGAACUGGCGCAGGCCACCGGCCUCACUCCCACACAAGUAGGCAACUGGUUUAAGAACCGGCGGCAGCGCGACCGCGCCGCGGCGGCCAAGAACAGGCUCCAGCACCAGGCCAUUGGACCGAGCGGCAUGCGCUCGCUGGCCGAGCCCGGCUGCCCCACGCACGGCUCGGCAGAGUCGCCGUCCACGGCGGCCAGCCCGACCACCAGCGUGUCCAGCCUGACGGAGCGCGCGGACACCGGCACCUCCAUCCUCUCGGUAACCUCCAGCGACUCGGAAUGUGAUGUAUGAUAGCCAAGGCCGCCCUCCUCCCCCUCCUUCCCCUCCUCCCCCACUCCUUCCCCUCCUCCUCCUAGCCCUCCUCCUCUUCCUCCUCUUCCUUCUCCUCCAUCCCCAGAACAAACCGAAAUCAGGAUACCCAACCAUACACACAUACAAGUCCACACACACUCCCACCCCAGCCAAAAAUAUAUAAAAAAACAAGAAAAUAACAAAUUAACCACAAACUAUCAACAACCCCCAACCACCAUCUACCACUACGGCCACCCCAAAGGACCCCGACGCCAACAGACAGUCAAACGCUGAUGUUGCGGGCAGACAACAUAAAAGAGGUGACAAAUGUAUACUUUCUAGGACAAGCACGGCUUCUCCUUUCGGUUCCCAUGGACCCGGCACCCCACCUGCAUGACGAUUUAUUUGUAUCUGGGAAAAUAUUCUCUCUAGUUAAAAAUGAUUUAAAGAGUCGACUAUACAAAAACCAAUCACCACCACGAGGACAAGAGGACAAAAGCAAAACAGACAAAAAGAAAAAAAAAAUCGCCAUCUCCGUUCCGAAUUUGUUAAAAAAAAAAAAAAGCGGGGGGGGGAGGGCGGGGGGGAAGAACUCCUGGAGAGGGAAAUAGCAAAUGUUUCUCGCCUUUUGUUGCUCUCUCUCUCUUUUUUUCUCUCACUCUCUUUCUUUCUCUUCCUCUCUCUGUUUUUAAGUCCAAGUAUUGGUCAAACAAAAUGCAAUCUUCUGUUUUUUGUUCAGCAGACAAUCAUUUUCUUCGUAAGCACCUUUUUCUCUCCACUCUGUCACUGCCUGUGUGGGUACUGGUUAUAAAUGUGGAAAAAGAAUAGUUAUGACUGUAACAGAUUUUUAUUUUUAUUUCAAAAUUUUAUAUGAAUUAUGUAUAUCUUAAUGAUCGGUCAUUUUCCCAGUUUGUAAUAUAUGUGUAGAAAUUGCCUGUAUAUGAUAUUGCUUUUUUCUCCUCUCCCUUUCUCUUUCUCUCUUGUCCCUCUCUCUGUCUUCCUCCCUGCUCACCUGUCUCUUUUCUUUUUGGGAUUCUCCUCCCACUCAGUGCUCCUGGUGUCAUCUUGGCAGUCAAGAAGAGGCAUGGUGGCCUGGGUUAGGAAGAGGGACCCCAUCGCUAGCAAAAGCGGAGAGUGAGAUUGUAGUAUUCUUAUGCAAAAGCUAUUUCCAGUAUUUCUUAGCAGCUUCAGAGGUAUCUCUCACUCCCUGUAGGGCGCUUUUACUGUUAUCUUAAACUGCGUGUUUAUCUAUAUGUAAAAACUUUCUAAAGCAAAUACAGUAUUCUCCAUUUUCUUAUCACUCCCA